AUGUUAUGUUGCACAUACCUUUUAUGGGUGGCACUCGCUUUUCUGACACGGCUUUCCUGCGCUUUUUACGCGGUUGGGGACUAUGCAGUUUCGCCCGAGCUUUUACCUGGACUUUCCAAUGUUGAAGACCCUGCGUUGAUACCCGAGAUGUUUGCUGGACACAUCUCCCUAGGUGAAGAAGAUGAUGAGAACGCGGGGAACUAUUUUUUUUGGAAAUUUCAUGACAAUGCUGGUCGCACCAGCGAAAGGGCCAAAAAUACCCUGAUAUUUUGGCUAAACGGAGGCCCUGGAUGCUCUUCGAUGGAUGGGGCACUAAUGGAAUCUGGUCCCCUCAGAGUCGACUCAUAUGGAAAGGUAUAUUUGAACGACGAAGGCUGGCAUACGCGUGGAGACAUCGUAUUCGUAGAUCAACCCGUGGGAACCGGGUUCUCGACUGUGGGCUCGAACAACCAGUACGAUAAAGACUUGCAGGAUGUGUCACAACAUUUUUUGAGUUUCCUUCAUCACUAUUUCGAGGUUUUCGCUGAUGAUUCCAACAAGACUGUAAUUCUCGCUGGUGAGAGCUACGCCGGUCAAUACAUUCCCUACUUCGCACAAGCCAUCUUGGAUCAUAACAGUAACGGAGAAAACAACCAAGUAAAUUUGGAGGCGCUACUUAUCGGCAAUGGAUACAUAGACCCCAAUCAACAGGCUCUCUCGUACAUUCCAUUCGCUUUCCAAAAUGGUCUUAUCCAGAAAGGAGACCCUAAGCUCUCACAGCUUCUGAAUCAACAAGAACUGUGCCAGAACAAGCUAAACGCAAAUCAUGACGACGUAUUUGUAAUUCCUGAAUGUGAUAACAUAUUGAGCGUGCUGCUCGAUGUUACUAGGGUAACACAAGAUUCAAAUGGAAACAAGGUUGACGCGAAUCAGCAAUGCACCAACAUGUACGAUUUGCGGUUGAAGGACUCCUACCCAUCUUGCGGGAUGAACUGGCCUGACGAUUUACCGUAUGUUUCGAAGUUUUUCAACACUCCUGGGGUUAUGGAAGCCCUGCACCUGGAUUCGGAAAAAGUCCCUAGUUGGCACGAAUGCGAUGACCAAGUUUCGAAGUAUUUGACGAAUUCAAAUUCAAAAGCCUCUGUGCAUCUUCUGCCCUCAAUUUUGGAGUCCGGUAUUGAAAUAGUUCUUUUCAAUGGUGAUAAAGAUAUUAUUUGCAAUAAUCUUGGUGUCGAAACACUCAUCAGCACACUUUCGUGGGGUGGUGAGAAGGGGUUCACCGAUAACAUGCAAUAUUACGACUGGAGAUACAGGGAUGAUCAAAACGACGAUAUUGUACCAGCAGGUUUUGUCAAAUAUGAGAGAAACCUAACAUUUAUCAGCGUUUACAAUGCCUCUCACAUGGUACCCGUCGAUAAUAGUGCUGUGAGCAGGGGAAUCGUUGACAUAUACUUUAACGAUGUUGAGCUUGUUCAAGACAAUGGUGAAGAUAUUUUGAUCAGUGAGAGCUUUAAUACCGGGGAUUCGCAACAAUUGGACUGCGAUGGUUUAGAUAAAGACUCAGAGAGGUGCCAGGCAUCUACUAUUCAAGGAGAUGACGAGGAGGAUGAUCAGGGAACUGAUACGGAUGCAGUCGAUAAUGGCAAGGAGGAUGAAGACGACGAUGAAGGCGAUGAUGAUGACGACGACGAUGAAAAUGAUGGUGAUGAAGAGGAUAAGGAAGAGGAUGAUGAUGAUGAGAAUGACGAUGACGAUGACGAAGAAGAGGAAGAUAACAAUGAGCACGACGAUAACAAAAAUGACCACAGCGGUGAAGAAGACUUGAAUCACUCCAAAAUCUCUCACAGGAUCAGUGUCGGAAUCGUAUCCAUGUCAAUCUCAGCAGUCAUUCUAAUAGGCCUGUAUUUCACUUUCCGGGAACGUUUUCGCCCCAAGCUUCGUGCCAUACUAGUCGAUCCAAAUAGUCGAUCCCUACAGAGUAAAAAAACUGUCUCUUGGGCCUCAGAUUUAGAGCAGGAUCCGGCCGAAUUGACAGAUCCGACGUCAGGAUCGAAACGGAAAGAUGGAUACUCUAAUAUCCCAGCACAAGAGUCUAGAGGUUCUUUCGAGCUCGACGACUUUUGA
Lachancea lanzarotensis is the source of this 2103-nucleotide messenger RNA. RefSeq names its product LALA0S06e07052g1_1 (gene KEX1). The record is from RefSeq and is a predicted model, not a curated record. The coding region runs from base 1 to 2103 and encodes 700 amino acids. The transcript has a single exon. Gene Ontology annotation, cellular component: trans-Golgi network. Gene Ontology annotation, molecular function: serine-type carboxypeptidase activity. NCBI's taxonomy places the organism in Eukaryota, Fungi, Ascomycota, Saccharomycetes, Saccharomycetales, Saccharomycetaceae. Gene Ontology annotation, biological process: proteolysis; apoptotic process.